Periophthalmus magnuspinnatus is the source of this 394-nucleotide messenger RNA. Its product is annotated as cysteine-rich and transmembrane domain-containing protein 1-like. The transcript has 4 exons. Bases 75 to 386 code for a protein of 103 amino acids. NCBI's taxonomy places the organism in Eukaryota, Metazoa, Chordata, Actinopteri, Gobiiformes, Gobiidae. The record is from RefSeq and is a predicted model, not a curated record.
UCUCUUCCUCUCACUUUUCUCUCGUCCUCGCCCGUCUCUCACUUCGUUCUCUUCUUCCUCAGACACAGACAGAGAUGGAUCAGCCUCCUCCGUACGCUCCGGCUCCAGGCUUUGCCCCCGGUUUUCCAGGAUACCAGUCUUAUCCUCCUCAGCCCUUUUAUUACCAGGCCUCCUCUCCUCCUCCUCCAGCUCCUCCUGCUGCGUCCUGGGACACGCCCAAAAGCACAGUGUACCUGAUGAAGCCUGAUGACCGUUCUUCUGUCCCUGGGUUCAUUCCUGGUCUUGGUUCUGGUCUUGGUUCUGGUUUUGGGGGCGGGCUGAAGUCGUUUUUGGGGGCGUGUUCUGCGGCGUUGUGCUGCUGCUGCCUCUGGGACCUGCUCCACUGAUGAAACUA